Molecule: messenger RNA, 153 nt
Organism: Lemur catta (Ring-tailed lemur)
Lineage: Eukaryota; Metazoa; Chordata; Mammalia; Primates; Lemuridae
Product: guanine nucleotide exchange factor subunit RIC1-like
Exons: 2
Source: RefSeq, a predicted model, not a curated record
CCAUCCCUCUAUCCCUCCCUCCCUCCGUCCAUCCAUCCCUCUGCCUCCCCUUCCUCUAUCCAUCCAUCCCUCUCCCUCCCUCCAUCCAUCCAUCCAUCUCUCCAUCCACCCAUCCCCUCAUCCCUCCACCUCGCCAUCCAUUCCUCCAAGUAA